Molecule: messenger RNA, 297 nt
Organism: Entrophospora sp. SA101
Lineage: Eukaryota; Fungi; Glomeromycota; Glomeromycetes; Entrophosporales; Entrophosporaceae
Source: the annotation of a GenBank genome assembly
AUGCCUUCUCAAUCAAAUGAAGUUUUAUCAUUUCAAACUUAUCAUCCUGAUUCAAACUCUUCUUCUCAUCUAUCAUCAACUUGUUCCGAGGGUGGUGAUUCUUUAUUCCAAGAAGAAAAUGGAAAAUAUGAUCUUGACACUGUGUCUACUUUUGUUGCUAAAUUAUAUCAACAACUUAAUGUAAGACGUUUAUUUUCAUACGUGUUUAUACUUGUAGAUGCAUCAAUUUUAAACGCAAAUCAUGUAAAUGAAAAUAAUGAUGGAUGGGAAAAUAUGACAGGGGAGUAUGGUAAAUAG